CUGGACGUUUUCGUUUUCCGUCGCAGUUUAUUUUGGUUAUCCGAACAAGAUCGCCUUUAACUGCCUUUACAGGUUCUCAAAUUCUUCUGUAAAAGAUAUUCCUCGUUAUUUUGGUAUAUAGGUAGUGGAUUAUCUCAAUGAGUUGUUAAUCGCGUGAAGAAUUUGUCUGAAAUUAGAACAUGGAAGCCGAUCAAAGAUUCGCACGUGUGACUCAGGACCCGCGAUUCAAAAAAAUAUCACGGAAGGAGAAGAAGCUUAAGAUCGAUGGACGAUUUCAAGGAAUGUUCACGGAUACGAGCUUCACGACAAAAUAUUUUGUUGACAAACGUGGCUCAAAAGUCAAGAAAACAUCAAAAGAAGAUCUUCACAAAUUUUAUGAAAUCUCAGAUGAAUCAGACAAAGAAGACGAUGAAAAAGACUUGGACGAAGAAAUUGAAAAGAAAGGUGUCAAGAUGCCAAAGGAUAAAAAUAAAAUGAAGAGGAGAGAAAAGGAAGAACUAAAACCUAAACAGAAGAGAAAAAAGAUUAAGGAGAAGCUUCAGAAAUUCCACAGUAGUAAUGAGGAAAAUGCUGAAAAAAGCAUAUUAAAUGUAAAAAAAAUUAAAAGCAAAGAGAAAUGCAAAGAUGACGCGAAUGAUGAUGAUGAUGAUGAAGGUGUGAGCUCUGAUAAUGAAGAAAUUGACAUUAGCAGGGGAGAAGGAGACAUAGAAUCAUCAUCAGAUGAAGAGGAUGAAGACAUUCCUGAAAUUGAAGCAAUACAGGAUGAUGUUGAGCAUCCUUGGGGAGAAAUGGGUGUUUCCACCAAAACUACAGAAGAUGCGACAAGACGCCUUGCAGUGUGCAACCUUGACUGGGACAGAGUGACAGCAACUGACCUGUUUGUCCUGUUUAACUCCUUCAAACCCAGAGAAGGUAUUAUUCAGUCUAUCAAGAUUUAUCCCUCAGAAUACGGACUUGAACAAAUGGCGAAAGAGGAAUGCGAAGGGCCAGUGGAGCUUAAAGAUGAUAUCAGUGACAAUGAGGAAGCAGAAGACAGCAAAAACAGAGAGGGGUCUGCAUUUUCAACAGAAAAACUGCGACAAUAUCAAUUAAACAGACUUCGGUACUUCUAUGCAGUUGUGGAAUGCAAUUCAAAAGAGACAGCAGAAGUCCUGUAUGAUGAAUGCGAUGGAACAGAAUUUGAACUGAGUGGAAAUUUACUUGACUUGAGAUACAUCCCUGAUGAUAUGGAGUUUGAUCAGAAACCCCACUCUGUAGCCACAGAACUACCACCUGUGGGCAUGUAUACGGCACCAGAGUUUUGCACAACAGCUCUUCAUCAAACAAAUGUUAAAUUAACAUGGGAUGAAACUGAUCUUGGACGACAAAGAGCAACCAUGAGGAAAUUCACAAAAGAAGAUAUACUUGAAAUGGAUUUUAAUGCCUAUCUGGCAUCUUCCUCAGAUGAAGAUGAACCAGAAAAAAAUGAGAAUGGUAACCAUGACUUGUCAGAUGUUCAACAGUCAGAGAUUCCGACGAAAGUGACGACAUUCCUUCAGAUGUUGAUCUAUCAGAUCCUUUCUUCAGCCAAGAACUUGGCACUGAUAUAAAAAGUAAAAAGACACCUGACAAAGUGUCCAAUGAGAAAGGGAAGAAAAAAAGGAAGCGGAAAGCUGAGGAAACUGAAGAGGAAACGAAGGCAAAGGCGGAGCUUGAAUUGCUUUUAAUGGACGAGAAAGACGACCGACAACAUUUUAGCCUGAAAGGAAUUAUGGAAAAAGAAAAGAAAAGCAAAAAGAAGAGGAAAAGGAAAGCGAAAGACGAGGAAAUUGUGGAGGAUAAUUUUAACGUGGAUCUGAAAGAUUCUCGGUUUGAUGCGCUGUUUACUUCACAUCACUUUGCUGUGGAUCCUUCAGACCCGCAAUACAGGAAAACUAAAGCCAUGGAAACAAUUUUAGUGGAACGACAGAAAAGAAGAGAAAAUUCAGAGGUUGAAAAUGCUCAUCCGAGGCAGGAAAAAGGAGAUCAAAGGCUCAGAAAAGAUCCUAGUUGCUUUGCUUUCUUUAGCUUAUCAUUGCUGGUAAAAUCUGUGAAGUCGAAAACAGGACAAUUCUACGAGCAGAAGAGGAAAAAGAAAUUAAAACAUAAGUAGCCAGCAUCACUCAGAGCGAUGCUCCAACUCUCUCCCAGCUUCUUCUUCCUCAAAUAACUGAAGGGAAUAUUGCUAACAAAAUGACCUAGAACACGUUUGAAUCA
Molecule: messenger RNA, 2235 nt
Organism: Pocillopora damicornis (cauliflower coral)
Lineage: Eukaryota; Metazoa; Cnidaria; Anthozoa; Scleractinia; Pocilloporidae
Product: ESF1 homolog
Biological process (GO): rRNA processing
Cellular component (GO): nucleus
Molecular function (GO): RNA binding
Source: RefSeq, a predicted model, not a curated record